Molecule: messenger RNA, 1162 nt
Organism: Bactrocera tryoni
Lineage: Eukaryota; Metazoa; Arthropoda; Insecta; Diptera; Tephritidae
Product: glycoprotein-N-acetylgalactosamine 3-beta-galactosyltransferase 1-like
Exons: 4
Coding region: 1-981 (326 amino acids)
Molecular function (GO): N-acetylgalactosaminide beta-1,3-galactosyltransferase activity
Source: RefSeq, a predicted model, not a curated record
AUGGAAAAAGAGUGCUCGACGCGGGGACCCAAAUGGAGUUCGUAUUUCAUAGACUUGUACGAAAGUUUAAAGAUUUCAGUGAAACUUUUGUUAAUAUUUUUGUUGUGCUUUAAUUUCCUUCAAACCGAUUUUACGCGCUUACUUAACCUUAAGUCUAAUGUAAACGAAUCUAUAGCAGAGGUUUCAAAUAUUACCCGAACUCGCAUAUUUUGCCUAAUCUUCACCAAUGAGUAUGGAAAUAACUAUAUUGCUGUUCACGGCCAAGCCACUUGGAUUAAAAAUUGUGAUCGUUAUUUAUUCGUGAGCAAUGAUGUACAUGCCGUACUGGAACCGUUGCUGGUUAAAUAUCGAGAUCAUUGGGACACCAUGAAGGUCAGCUUAUUUCAUGUGCAUCAAUAUUAUGCCAAUGACCUCGAUUGGCUACUGGUGGUAUACGAUAACAACUAUGUAGUUUUGGAAAAUUUACGCAAGAUGCUGAAACCUUACUCUCCCGAUGAACCCAUCAACUUUGGCUGCAAGAUGUGGGAUAACGAUAAUCAGACUUAUAUGCAUGGCGGGAUAGUGCUCAGCCACGAGGCCUUGAGGCGACUUGUCGUCGAGGGUUUCACUAACUCAAGUCUUUGUAAUCCGAACGAUAGCGCUUACGCCAGUGAAGAAAUGGGCAGAUGUCUAAAAAACUUAGGCGUGGUUGAUGGUGACAGUCGAGACGCUAUGGGACGUCAGCGCUUUAUACCUUUCCCUCCUGAACAUUUUCUAACAGAGUUGUCGCCGGAAAAGAAGGAAUGGUUUGUGACUCAUUCCUUUUAUGAAAUCAAUGCCACCACGAACAAAUUAUCACCAGAAGCUAUUUUGUUUUCGGAUGUUUCUCCGGCCACAAUGGUCACUUUGCAUUAUUAUAUUUACAAACUGAGAAUAUUUGGAAGAAAAGUGCACCCUCAAAAUGUAGCAAAUAAUUUGGGAAACAAUACACAGCUUUCUUAGUUUAAAGUAUAACAAAACGAGUAAGGAAGGGCUCAGUUCGGGUGUAACCCAACAUUUUAUACUCUCGCUACUUGCAAGAAUCAAAGCCCGGAAAACUUCUUCAAGUGCUGGAAAACUUUAUAUUACAAAUGUUGAGAAAGAAUUCAACAUUUUUAUUCGAUGAAAUAAUGAAUAAAUUACA